AUACCCCCUCCUCCUUCACUUCUUUCUUCACCACCUACUUGUUCCCCAUUUUUUUAGCUUUCACUACUAUUCUAUUCUUUGAAAAUGGAAUUCGCUUCCCUGUUCAAGUUUUGUUUUUUUGCUUCCAUUUUCUUCAUCUUUCUCUUCCAUUCCCUCGUCAAGUUCUUCAAUUCCAGUCGCCGGAAACUGCCCCUCCCGCCGGGCUCCUUGGGUUGGCCUUACAUCGGCGAGACCUUUCAACUCUACUCUCAAGACCCAAAUGUCUUCUUUGCUGAAAAACAAAAGAGGUUUGGCUCUAUCUUCAAGACCCAUAUAUUGGGGUGUCCCUGCGUGAUGGUUUCAAGCCCAGAAGCUAUGAAAUUCGUGUUGGUCACCAAAGCUCAUCUCUUCAAGCCCACAUUUCCUGCAAGCAAAGAGAGAAUGUUGGGCAAACAAGCCAUCUUCUUUCACCAAGGAGACUACCAUGCCAAACUCAGGAAGCUUGUUCUCCGAGCCUUCCUGCCCCAAGCAAUCAAAAAUAUUGCCCCCAGUAUUGAAUCCAUUGCCAAAGAUUCUCUCCAAUCAAUGGAAGGCCGGUUGAUCAACACCUUCCAAGAAAUGAAGACAUUUACGUUCAAUGUUGCUCUGCUUUCCAUAUUUGGAAAGGAUGAAGUUCUUUACAGAGAGGAUUUGAAGCGAUGCUACUACAUCCUUGAGAAGGGGUACAAUUCAAUGCCCAUUAAACUUCCAGGGACACUCUUCAACAAAUCCAUGAAAGCAAGGAAGGAGCUUGCUCAAAUCUUGGCAAAAAUCCUCUCAGCCAGGAGGCAGAUGAAACUUGAUCACAAUGACUUACUUGGGUCAUUCAUGGGUGACAAAGAAGGCCUCACUGACGACCAGAUUGCCGACAACAUUAUCGGAGUCAUAUUCGCUGCUCGUGAUACCACCGCCAGCGUGCUCACAUGGAUCCUCAAGUACCUAGGCGAGAACCCCUCUGUUCUUAAGGCAGUCACUGAAGAGCAAGAAGAAGUUAUGAGGAGGAAAGAAGAGAAUGGUGAGGAGAAAACUCUCACUUGGGAAGACACAAGAAAAAUGACAAUCACUUCAAGGGUGAUUCAGGAGACACUUAGAGUUGCUUCAAUUUUAUCUUUUACUUUCAGAGAAGCGGUAGAAGAUGUUGAAUAUGAAGGUUAUCUUAUACCCAAAGGGUGGAAAGUUUUGCCACUUUUUAGAAAUAUUCACCAUAGCCCAGAGAUCUUCCCAGAGCCUGAGAAGUUUGAUCCCUCAAGAUUUGAGGUUACUCCAAAACCCAAUACAUUUGUGCCAUUUGGCAACGGGACCCACUCAUGUCCUGGGAAUGAGUUAGCCAAACUGGAAAUUUUAGUCCUUCUCCAUCAUCUGACCACAAAGUACAGGUGGUCUGUGAUAGGUACACAGAAUGGUAUUCAGUAUGGCCCCUUUGCUCUUCCCCAGAAUGGUUUGCCCAUUAGAUUAUCUCUGAAGAAAGAUGCGGCUACAUAAAGCUAGUCCCAAUUACAAUACAGACUUUCUACAUAAAGAAAGAAAGAAUUAAUUGCCUCACCAAAUUGGUUCCUAUUACUGAGAUAUAACGAAGAAGAUUGAAGAACAAGACCAUAAAGAAGCAAGUGAAGAAAGAGAAAACUCAUCUUCACUUACAUAAUUUAAGUGAAUAGAAAUUAACAAAUUUAAUUAUUUAAUUAAUAUAUACAUUAUGCAAAGGCAUAAUUGUAAGAUAGCAAGUAGCAACAGAGGCUGGACAUCACGCGCUGAAUUGCAGAGUGUUUAAAACAAGCUAAAAGCUGCAUAUGAUAUAAGCAAAUAAUAAGAGAAUAGUCGCCGUCGUA
Messenger RNA from Corylus avellana, 1844 nucleotides. Its product is annotated as abscisic acid 8'-hydroxylase CYP707A2. NCBI's taxonomy places the organism in Eukaryota, Viridiplantae, Streptophyta, Magnoliopsida, Fagales, Betulaceae. Gene Ontology annotation, biological process: abscisic acid metabolic process; sterol metabolic process. The record is from RefSeq and is a predicted model, not a curated record. Gene Ontology annotation, molecular function: iron ion binding; heme binding; (+)-abscisic acid 8'-hydroxylase activity.